AUGGCAUCUGCUCUCACUGUCCUCUUCCUCGGGCGUGAAUACCCCAAACCCACCAUCUGGGUGAGCCCCAGCAGGGUGGUGGCGCUCGGGGGAAGCGUCACUAUCUGCUGUGAGGGUCGGUACCUGGGCAUGGAGUUCGUUCUGCGUAAAGCUGGACACCCGAACCUGCAGGUGCGGAUGGUGCCUGAUGGGCCCGUGGCUGAAUUUCCCAUCCCCAGUGUCAGCCGGGAAGAUGGAGGGAGCUACACCUGCGACUAUCGCUCCAUAAUGGAACCGAGUCGCUGGUCGUAUCCCAGCGACCCCGUCGAGAUCAUUGUAGCUGAGGGACGUCAUUUCACAUCUAUGGAUUCGGACGGGUUGGAGGUUGUGUUUCCCAUCAGCGACGUUCACCAGGAGGACGGCGGGAGCUACAGCUGCUCCUAUCACAGCAAAUCGGAGCCGUUCAACGUGUCGUACCCCAGCGACCCCGUGGAACUGGUGGUGAGAGAAGCCCCCCCGGAGCAUCCAGAUUUCACCCACGCCAACAUCACCCGCCUGGGGCUGGGCGCCGCGGUCCUGCUUGUCCUGGGGCUGAUCCUGGCUGAGGCCUAUUACAGCCGCCCGAGGGGGGCAUCCUAG
Mauremys reevesii (Reeves's turtle) is the source of this 618-nucleotide messenger RNA. RefSeq names its product immunoglobulin superfamily member 1-like. The record is from RefSeq and is a predicted model, not a curated record. Bases 1 to 618 code for a protein of 205 amino acids. Lineage: Eukaryota; Metazoa; Chordata; Testudines; Geoemydidae. The transcript is spliced from 4 exons.